This is a messenger RNA of Aphis gossypii (cotton aphid), 1314 nucleotides long. RefSeq lists its product as uncharacterized. The transcript is spliced from 4 exons. Lineage: Eukaryota; Metazoa; Arthropoda; Insecta; Hemiptera; Aphididae. Bases 1 to 1314 code for a protein of 437 amino acids. The record is from RefSeq and is a predicted model, not a curated record.
AUGUCACCCGUUCGAGGAAACAACAAGAAUAAAGGCGGAGGUAUAAUUAACACUCUUAUAAAUAAAUUACCACUUGAACUUCAUUUACCAGGUAUCAAUCCUUUAGAUUCGGCGUGUAAAGAACACGAUAUCGCUUAUGAUCACAGCAAAUCUUUGACAGAUCGUCAAAAAGCAGAUUAUAUAUUAGAAAAUAGGACUUGGAAUAGAUUCAAGUCAAAAGACUCAAAUUUAAAAGAAAAGGCUGCAGCGUGGUUAGUCACAACGGGCAUGAAGGCAAAACCUUUAUCCAAUAACGAUGAAAUUAGAAUAUCUAUUCAAAAUAUGGACGCUUACACUUUGCCUUGCGAGAGCUAUCUUUACAUUGAAGGUAAAUUAAAUAUACCUGCAGAUAUUACAGCAGAGAAGGGUGAAUUCAACUUUACAAAUAAUGGCUUAGCAUUUUUAUUUUCUGAAAUCCGAUAUGAAAUUAACGGAGUGGAAAUACAAAAAUUAAAAUCUCCUGGAAUAUCUUCGAGUCUUAAAGGUUUUUGCUCGCACACUCCGAGUGAAUUGAACAAUCUACAAAAUGCUGCUUGGGACGUAGAUAUGGAUGCCAGUGAAAAUAAACAUUUCAUGUUAAAUAACAAAUUCGCUGGUUGUAUCCCGCUCAAACACUUGUUUGGAUUUUGUGAAGAUUAUAAAAAAAUACUACUCAACUGUAAUCAACAAAUAAUUUUAAACAGAUCAUCUACAGAUUUUGAUGCGUUAGUUAGUGAUAAAGAAAAAAUAAAACUGUUAAAAGUAUUAGACUCUCGUAAACCAGUUGCGUGUGCGUUCAGAAAUUGGGACUUGUGCGAGUAUCCAGUUCUCCCUCAGAACACUUCUCAUUCGUGGACGGUAAAAUCAAGCAGUUUGUUGGAGAAACCUAGAUUUGCAUUAAUCGGACUUCAAAACGAUCGAAAAAAUAAUUUAUUUAAUCCAUCAGGACGAUUCGAUCACUGCUAUUUGAAAAACCUAAAAGUACAUUUAAACUCUGAAGUAUAUCCAUAUGAAGAUUUUCGUGCAGAUUUCACAAACAAUGUUACUGCUAUAUUGUACAAGGCAUAUGCUGAAUUCCAGAAAUCGUACUACGAGAGAGAGUAUAGUGACCCUUUACUUCCUAAAAAAAUUUUUCAACAAUUUGUACCAAUCGUAGUCGUGGAUUUAUCACGACAGAAUGACAACGUAAAAUCAUCGACUGUAGAUUUACGAAUUGAAUUCGAAACAGACAAGGCCAUUCCAGCAAAAAACCGCAGCUUAUUGUCUCAUUUUACACGAUCAAAUUAUAACUUAUAA